Molecule: messenger RNA, 9332 nt
Organism: Drosophila novamexicana
Lineage: Eukaryota; Metazoa; Arthropoda; Insecta; Diptera; Drosophilidae
Gene: osa
Product: trithorax group protein osa
Exons: 16
Coding region: 1058-8815 (2585 amino acids)
Biological process (GO): regulation of transcription by RNA polymerase II; positive regulation of DNA-templated transcription; chromatin remodeling
Cellular component (GO): nucleoplasm; nBAF complex; SWI/SNF complex
Molecular function (GO): DNA binding; nucleosome binding
Source: RefSeq, a predicted model, not a curated record
CGGUUUAUUUUUACCGAUAUUAAAUACUCGAUAUUGUUAAAAUGGAUAGUUAAAAAUAUCGCCUCAGAAAAAUACAAAAUGGGAAAUCUUAAUAUCGAUAGUAUCGAGAUGAGCUCAAUAUUUCUUAAUGCACUAUCCGCCAUAUUUGUUCGCGUCACUAGAGAAGUCUGGCAACGCUUAAAAUCGCUUUGUAUAGGGCCAGUUCGUCAUGUUGAGAAAUUACGAAAAAUAAGUGAAAUACACUGUAUAAAAAGGAAAAAGUGUAAAGAUUAUAUGAAUACAUUUUCGAGCUACUAACUCAGUGUGUAUUUAAUAACUACCAGGUGUUUUUAUUGUGCUCGACGGUUAUGAAUGGUUUUUUUCGGCAGACAAAACUUGCAUACAGUGUAAUGUUCGUACUCGUACCGAGCUUGUCUUCUCACGCGAGUUCGUUUUUAGUGUAUAUAGCAAGUCUAUGGACGGUCGAUGCGUGAAUAUAUUUCUAUGUGUAAGUGUGGGUGUGUACAUGUGUGUCGAUUAGUUCAGAAAAAGACUUAAAUCACCAAUAAUUUACCGGACUCGUUUCACUAGCGAGUGAAAAGUACAAGCUCUAUAAGUAAAAAUCAAAUAUGUACAUACAUGCAGGCUCAAAGUUCGGUACGGUACAGAUACGUGUGUGUGUAUACUUAAAAUAUUAAAUUGUCAGCCACAUCCUUGCAUCAUCACUGCAGGGUCACAUUUUCGCCAAUAUGUAUCAAUCUGAACUUACCAGCCAAAGCACUAAACCAAAAAGAUAAUCAUGCAAAAAAGUUUAAAAAAAAUAAAAGAAAAAAUAAAAAGAAACCUUCAAUGAAGCCUAAACGAGAUGACGACAACGAUAAACGUCAGCAGCAGCGAGCAGUGCUAUUACACCAAACGAAUGAAAAGCUACCUGAAUUAUUAAAUAUUUACCUAACAUAACCUCAAACUUGCCGCUGCAGUCGGGGAAGUCGUCAUCAGCGUCAACGUUGUUGGUGGAUAUUCUUCAACAACAACAGCUUCUUGAUUUAAUAAGCAUCGUUUGCGAAACGAAGACGCCAUGAAUGACAAAAUAAAAUCGCCAUCAACACAAAGUAGUGGUAGCGGUGCGACUGGUGCAAGCGCAUCCCCAACUGUGGCAGCCAGUUCAGUUGGCGCUACACCACCUACCGCGGGCCCACCCACACCGAACAACGGGAACGAAUCUAUUAUACAGCAAGGUGGCACUGUACCGCAUCCGUACAGCGGGCCGCCGCCUGGCGCUCUGCCAGGCUCAACUCCCGACUCAGCAACAGCUAUGUCACACUAUCACCAUUUACAUCAACAACAACAGCAGCCACAGGGGUCGCCUCUUCCACCACACAUGCAGCACCACGGUGGACCACCGCCACAACAGGGACCACUACCGCUUCCACCCGAGCAUACACCUGGUGUGAAGGAUGAAUAUGGUUCGGCACAUUUGCCACCGCCACCCGGCGUCCAACAUCCCCAUGCACAUCCAGCCUACGCGCGUUAUCACUCAGGUGAUCCCAACAUAGAUCCCUAUCGAUAUGGGCAUGCGCCCACGCAGCAACCACCUCCUGGGGGCAAAACGCCGCACCAACAACAACAGCCGCAAGGCUCUGGGGGAUCCCCGAAUCGACCCCCACAACAGCGGUACAUACCCGGUCAACCGCCGCAGGGGCCAACCCCAACCCUGAAUUCAUUACUGCAAUCGUCAAAUCCGCCGCCACCGCCCCAGCAUCGCUAUGCGAAUAAUUAUGAUACCCAGCAAGUUGCCAAUGCGGCAGCGGCUGCCGCAGCCCAACAGCAGCAUCAACAAAAUGUUCAGCAACAACCUGGAGGACCACCGCCUCCACUACCAACUCAUGGACCGCCGCCACCACAACACCAGCCGUACGGUGCACAACAGGGCGGGUGGGCACCACCCCCAAGGCCCUACAGCCCACAGCUUGGCCCAUCGCAACAGUAUAGGACACCACCACCGACAAAUUCUUCCAGAGGUCAAUCACCAUAUCCGCCAGCUCACAGUCAAAACUCAGGUUCCUAUCCAAGUUCGCCCCAACAGCAGCAGCAGGCCCAACAGCAACAACAAGCUACACAACAGACAGGUGUUACCGCUCCUGGAGCGCCGGUGCCACCACCUGGCCCCUCACAGCAACAGCAGCAGCAACAAAAUACACCGCCCACUUCUCAAUAUUCGCCGUACCCUCAAAGAUACCCAACACCUCCAGGCUUACCGACGACUGGGCCCAAUCAUCGAACUGCCUACACAACGCACCAGUAUUCCGAACCUAACCGACCAUGGCCGGGUAGCUCAUCUCCUAGUCCUGGUCCAGGCCAUCCAUUGCCGCCUGCCUCACCGCAUCAUGCACCACUCCAACAACCGCCAACGCCGCAUAGCGCUGGUGGGGGCCCGGCACCUAGCAGCAGUCCAGGGCAUGCACCGAGUCCAUCACCGCAGCCCUCGCAGGCUUCACCAUCGCCACACCAGGAGCUGAUUGGUCAAAAUAGUAACGAUAGUUCAAGUGGCGGUGCACAUAGUGGAAUGGGCUCUGGUCCGCCCGGUACACCUAAUCCACAGCAAGUCAUGAGGCCAACACCCUCACCUACCGGCUCAUCGGGCUCAAGAUCUAUGUCUCCUGCAGUGGCACAAAAUCAUCCGAUUUCGCGACCAGCGAGUAAUCAGUCAAGUAGUGGUCCCAUGCAGCAACCAGCAGUGGUUGCUGGCCCACCCCCAUUGCCACCACACGGUCUAUCGGGUGGGCCAUCAUCUCAGCAACAAUCUCAGCAGCAACAGGCUUCAAAUUCAGCAUCUUCAGCGAGUAAUUCGCCUCAGCAGACGCCACCACCAGUACCGGCGCCAAACCAAAAUGUUAACAAUAUGGCUACACCACCACCACCGCCGCAAGGGGCUGCUGGUGGUUAUCCAAUUCCGCAGCAUAUACAUGGCAGUUACAAAAUGAGCUUGCCGGGUCAAAGUCCCGGCGCGCAGGGAUAUCCUCCACAACAAUAUCCUCAAGGCAACUACCCGCCACGCCCUCAGUAUCCGUCAGGAGCGUAUGGAACUGGGCCACAACCUCCUCCAACUAGCCAGCCCGCUGGGGUCGCCAACAGCAUGCCAUCCGGCGCACAAGCUGGUUACCCUCGAUCUAUGCCUAAUCACGGCAGUGGGAGCCCUCAUUCGCAGUAUCCGCCCUAUCAGUGGGUGCCACCUUCGCCCCAACAGUCUGGACCUGGGAGUGGAUCAGGACAAAUGGGCACUGGUAUGGGAAACCACGUGCAAGGCAAGGGCACACCACCACCAGUUGGACCACCACCACCACAAAGUAGUGGUUCUCCGCGCCCUCUUAAUUAUCUUAAACAGCAUUUACAACACAAAGGCGGAUAUGGUGCUAACCCAGCCGCUCCACAGCCGCAGGGAUAUGGCAAUGGGCCGACUGGCAUGCAUCCGGCAAUGCCUAUGGGCCCACCACAUCAUAUGGGUCCGCCACAAAGUAUGGGGCCACCUACUAGCACGCCGCCUCAGUCUAUGCUAGGCGCACAGGCCGGAAGUGAUACGGAGCAUGUAUCUCAAGACAAUGGCAUAAGUUCAUCAGCGUCUUCGCCAGCCGCAGCAUUGCAUGCAGUUACCGCAGUUGUUACAACUGGACCAGAUGGUACACCGAUGGAUGAAGUUAGUCAACAGAGCACACUUUCAAAUGCGUCAGCUGCAUCAGGCGAAGAUCCACAAUGUACUACACCAAAGUCGCGCAAACAUGAUCCAUAUAACCAAAGUCAUUUAGCUCCGCCAAGCACUUCUCCGCAUCCAGUUGUAAUGCAUGGAGGCGCUGGUCCAACGGGCGAAGAUUAUGAAAUGAAUUCGCCCCCGAAUUGGCCACGUCCAGCCGCUAGUUCGCAGGUUUUCAACAGUCAUGUUCCUGUUCAACAAGAGCCAUUUCGUAGUUCUAUUACAACUACGAAAAAAUCAGACUCGCUUUGCAAGUUGUAUGAGAUGGAUGACAAUCCUGAUAGGCGAGGUUGGCUUGAUAAACUGCGUGCUUUUAUGGAGGAACGCCGUACACCAAUAACGGCGUGCCCAACCAUCUCCAAACAGCCACUCGAUUUAUAUAGGUUAUAUAUUUAUGUAAAAGAACGUGGCGGAUUCGUCGAGGUGACUAAGAGCAAGACCUGGAAGGAUAUUGCCGGUCUUCUGGGCAUUGGCGCUAGCAGUAGCGCCGCAUAUACACUUCGGAAACACUAUACAAAGAAUCUAUUGGCAUUCGAGUGUCACUUUGAUCGCGGCGACAUUGAUCCAUUACCCAUCAUUCAGCAAGUGGAAGCCGGUAGCAAGAAAAAGACAACAAAGGCAGCAUCGGUGCCAUCACCAGGAUCAUCAAACUCGCAGGAUUCUUUCCCUGCACCACCUGGUGGCGCACCGAACUCGGCAAUCGAUGGCUACACGAGCUACUCUGGCGCUGGUGCAUAUCCACCAUCUGCUGGACCGCAACCAGAUUAUGCCACAGCAGGCCAGAUGCCAAGACCACCGUCGCAAAACAAUCCGCAGGCACCUCAUCCAGGCACACAAAAUCAAACAGCUGCCACUGUUGCCGGUGAUAACAUAAAUGUGAGCAAUCCCUUUGAAGAUCCUAUUGCUGGCGGUGUGGCCGCUGGUGGUGUUGCUGUUGCUGCAGUUGGUGGUGCGUCACACGGUGCUCCUCCACCGCCCCCACAUUCACCGCACUCAGCGCCACAAUCGGGCAACCAACAUCACCAACAAGGCAUUCCAACGCAAUUGCCGCCGCCGUCGCAGCAACCACCGGCGCCACCACCACAGCAACAUGGGCCGCCGUCUACGCAGCAUGCGCGCCCUGGAACUGGAGUACCUUAUCCACAGGGUAGCUCUGGGUAUCCAACGCCUGUGUCUAGAACGCCAGGUUCUCCUUAUCCAACACAACCAGGAGCUUAUGGUCAAUAUGGUUCAAGCGAUCAGUAUAACUCCGCUGGCCCGCCUGGUCAACCUUUUGGACCAAAUCAGGGCCAAUAUCCACCCCAGAAUCGCAACAUGUACCCUCCCUAUGGACCCGAAGGGGAAGCCCCGCCAGCUGGUGCUAAUCAGUAUGGUCCCUAUGGAAAUCGACCCUACAGUCAGGCACCACCGGGCGGACCACAGCCACCAACUCAAGCCGUAACGGGUGGACCACCAGCUAGUGGAGCACCAGUAGCACCCCCAAAUAGUGGCUAUGUGCCAAGUACUCCUAAUCAGCAGGAUUACUAUAGACCGCCAGAUCAAAGUCCCCAACCGCGCCGACAUCCGGACUUCAUAAAAGACUCGCAGCCUUACCCAGGCUAUGCUGCGCGGCCUCAAAUUUAUGGUGGUUGGCAAGGCAACAACCCACAGUAUCGUCCCCAGUAUCCCACAUCGUCUGCACCACAAUCGUGGGGAAAUGCCCAACCUCGGAGCGCUGCUCCUCCUGGAGGUCCGCAUGGUCCGCACGGACAGCAGCAAACGGGUGUAUCUCAGUGGGAACAGCAUCGUUACCCACCUCAACAGCCUCCACCACCUCCGCAGCAGCAGCAACAACAGUCUUAUCAGCAGAGUACUCCGCCUGGACAACAACAACAGCAAACGGCGCCACAAUGGGCGCAAAUAAAUGCGGUUCAAGCGCCACCACAAGCAAGUAUUUCGCAACCGGGGUCAUCAUUGCGUCCUCCAGUUGGAGUUGCACAACAACAACGUAUGCCCAGUGGAGUGCCUGUAAUGACGCCACAACAACAGCAGGGGCAAACAGUACCUCAACCACCACAUGGAGGCGUACCAACAUCAAGUAUGCCGCCGGUGACAGGGGGCAUGGUAAAGCCGCCUUUUGCUAUGCCACCCCCAUCACAGUCUGGAGGCGCCUUACCGGGCGUGCCAAUAGUUGGUAGCGCACCAGCCACUAUGGUUGCACAAAAGCAAUCACCAAUAGUUGGACAGGGAAUGCAGCCUACGCAACAGCAGCCGGCACAUCAGUUGUCCAAUCAGCAAGCUGCCUAUUCCCCACAAGUAACUGGCGUAGGUGCACAGUUGGUGAAAAAGGAGUUAAUCUUCCCUCACGAUAGUGUAGAGUCAACUACGCCGGUGCUUUAUCGCCGAAAACGCCUGACGAAGGUUGACGUGUGCCCUGUCGAUCCAUGGCGAAUUUUUAUGGCCAUGCGUUCGGGUCUACUUACUGAGUGUACAUGGGCGUUAGAUGUCCUUAAUGUUCUUUUGUUUGACGAUUCCACAGUACAAUUCUUUGGCAUAUCAAAUUUGCCCGGUCUGUUAACCCUGCUGCUGGAACACUUUCAAAAGAAUCUCGCCGAAAUGUUUGAUGAACGUUGUGAAGAGGCGACAGACGAGGCAGAUGAUGAUGCUGACAGUGGUACUGUUGUAUCAUUGAAGAUUGAAGAUAAGCUGCAACGACGACAAAGCCGAUGUGUGCACAGCAUCUCCAGCUAUAACCGUAGAAGGCACUACGAAAACAUGGAUGUAAAGCGUGUUGGCCGCAGUGAAGACUCCGAUGAUGCUGACGAGGGCAUCGACUUGGGUCAGGUACGUGUUCAGCCUAAUCCUGAAGAGCGGUCGCUUCUCCUUUCGUUUACACCUAAUUACACUCUGGUCACGCGAAAGGGUGUACCUGUCCGCAUUCAAACGGCAGAUCAUGAUAUCUUUGUUGACGAGCGUCAAAAAGCUUGGGAUAUUGACACUAAUAAGGUUUAUGAGCAGCUCGAACCAGUAGGCAGUAAUGCUUGGACUUAUGGCUUCACGGAACCCGACCCACUUGAUGGCAUUAUCGACGUGUUUAAGUCAGAGAUUGUUAACAUUCCAUUUGCUCGAUUCGUACGCUCUAAAUAUAAGAGCAAGCAGGAUGUCGCACAGAAAAGUGGCAAAAUCAUGCGACCAGACAACAUUUCAUCUGUUCUUAAACAGGAGGACACUACAAGUAGUACCGAAGAUAGCAGUCUUCUUCAACAGACUUAUAAUAAGAAAAGGAGGCUUGUGGGCAGUAUUUGCACAGCCAGUAGUGACAACAAGAAGUCCAAAUCAGAAGAAGAGUUUGCACAACCAACUGUCGACGCUAAGAAAGAGAUGAACAUCGAAAUUGUGGGAGCCAGUUUAACAGACAGUGAUUGCCGAGCCAUUGAUAUGGAAAUCGAGUCACCGCGGCAGCUACGACUUACAAAUGGAGUCACCUCGCUACCAAAGGGAUUCGACCCGAAGUCAACAGUCCGCGAUGAUGCGCAAGUUUUAAAACGACGCCGCGACUCUAGCUACGAAGAUGAAUGCUAUACGCGGGACGAAGCCUCUUUGUACUUAGUAAAUGACAGUCAGGACUCAUUAGCACGUCGCUGUAUUGCUCUUUCAAAUAUCUUUCGAAAUUUGACUUUUGUACCCGGGAAUGAAACAGUGCUGGCUAAGUCAACGAGAUUUUUAGCAGUGCUCGGCCGCUUACUCUUGCUGAACCACGACCACUUGCGGCGGACCCCUAAAACUCGCAACUACGAUCGAGAAGAGGAUACAGACUUCACCGAUUCUUGCAGCUCACUUCAGGGUGAGCGCGAAUGGUGGUGGGAAUAUUUAAUAACCAUACGAGAAAAUAUGCUCGUAGCCAUGGCUAAUAUAGCUGGGCAUUUGGAACUUUCUCGUUAUGAUGAGUUAAUUGCACGCCCGCUUAUUGACGGAUUACUACACUGGGCGGUGUGUCCCAGUGCGCAUGGCCAAGACCCAUUUCCAUCUUGUGGCCCGAACUCUGCGCUCUCACCGCAACGCCUUGCCCUAGAAGCGCUAUGUAAGUUAUGUGUAACAGAUGCGAAUGUUGACUUGGUUAUCGCGACCCCUCCAUUUUCACGAUUGGAGAAACUAUGCGCGGUUCUGACGCGUCAUUUGUGCAAGAACGAGGAUCAAGUGUUGCGCGAGUUUUCUGUAAACUUGCUGCACUAUCUGGCUGCAGCAGAUAGUGCCAUGGCUCGCACCGUAGCACUACAGUCGCCUUGCAUCUCUUAUCUUGUUGCAUUUAUUGAACAAGCUGAACAAACCGCCUUGGGUGUCGCAAAUCAGCAUGGCAUCAACUAUCUGCGAGAAAAUCCCGACUCAAUGGGUACAAGCUUAGAUAUGUUACGACGAGCAGCAGGCACGUUGCUACAUUUGGCCAAGCAUCCGGAUAAUCGAUCACUGUUUAUGCAGCAGGAGCAGCGGUUGCUUGGGUUGGUAAUGUCACAUAUUUUGGAUCAACAGGUAGCACUGAUUAUAUCGCGAGUGCUUUACCAGGUAUCUCGCGGGACCGGACCAUUACAUUCAGUUGAGUACAGAUUGUUGCAGCAACGUCAACAGCAACAACGGCCCAUCCAGACGCCGUCUGAAAAGCUAACUGCGCAAAUAGCGACCAAUAAUGUAAAACAAGAGCCCUCCUUGCAGCCAGAUGUGUCUGCAGAUGCUAAGCCUUCAACUGCUGUUGUCAUGACAGCUGUGAUCAACGAUGAUAACAGCAAUAGCAGUCAACAAUUGCCACCAGCGGCAACAUUUAAUGAUGUCAGUAACAGUAGUACCAACAGUAAUAGCUGCGGCACCGUCAGCAGCAAUCAGACCAAUAGCAGUAGCUUGGGUAGCAGUAGUCAGCCUACUCUAAACAACUUGGUGACACCUAGCGAACAACAAGUGGGUAAAUCUCCUUCCGCUUCGGCUUCCGCUAUGUCAUCUAACAAUUUAGGUCACAUAAACGACUCCGCUUCAUCGUCGAAUUCAACUCCUCCAUCAACUGUGACCCAACCGACUGCGCCGCCGUCAGCAAAUACGAAUACAACAGCUGCAGUUGCGUAGUAUACAACAAUUUUACCGGCAGCGUCUUACUAUUGGCAACAUGCUAGUGCUGUCGAAGGAAUUUGCAAAAGAAACUAAACGUAUUGAGCGAACACACACAUUAUACAAUUAUAUUGCUAGAACUUGAGAAUGCGAUUUGUAUUCCCUUAAAACUGUUUAAUCAAAUACUGUAAAUCAACUGAAUGGGAUAUAAAACGAUGUGCGUAAUGAGAAGAGAAUUUUGUUUUAAAAGCAUAGCCAGAAACCGUGUAAGUUUAAAGUAAAAUACGGAAAACUUGGAACAGCUUCAAACACAACACCAUGACCACUCAACUACUAUGGUCACACAAUAACUGUAUAUUUUUUCACUCAAAUCUAUAGUUAAUAUAAAGUCAAAAAUGGUCUGGCGUUAUAAUAGCCCCUUUCAAAUUUUAGCAAUGAAUUUUCAACGUCAAACUUAAGGCAGAAGGUUUAAUUGCAUAUAUAUGCAUGCGUAAAAGUUAAGCACACAAUAUACUUAUGUAUUAAAUUUAAUAAA